ACAUCAGUCGCGCGUAUUUGAGCUUUUAUCUGGCGCGCUGCACACGCGGUAUCUGCGGCACAGAGCUGCGCACGAGGCAACCCGCAGUGCGACUGCGUAAUUAUGCAGAGCGACACAAACCGACGCCGCUUUUGUUCUCUACGCGCGAAACAUGUAUUAUGACAGAAUAAGCGUCCUGGUGUUGUACGCGCUCUCCUGGGCUUUAAUCGCGAGCACGAGCUGGACUUUUGAAAGCAAAGUGUCACAGUUGCUUCGGGAUGAGCAGGAGAACCUUAAAUGCUUUUCUGAGACUCUGAGGGAUUUCACCUGUUUCUGGGAAGAGGACAGAAAGAACAGUUUUCUAGGUCCUCAUACAUACACCUUCAUUUAUCAGUACCAGAAUGAGAACAGCAGCAUGUGUGCUGUGUCUGAACUGCCUAUGCAGGGGACUAGUGGGAAAAGACUGUUCUUCUGUAAUAUCCCCAAAACUCAAAGCUUCGUCCCCCUACAGCUGCGUGUGUUUCAGGGGGGAAAAGAACUCUACAAACGCAGCCUCUUCAUUGACCAUGUUGUUCUUCUUGAUCCUCCUGCUAAUCUGACGGUGGUGAGCACUGGAAAACAAGGAGAACUGACUGUGAGCUGGCUGCCUCCUGUAGUGAAGUACAUUCAUGACAGUUUGAUGUAUGAGAUCCGAUAUGUGGCAAAAGGAAUUCCAAUGAGAAAGGAAAUAGUGAAAGCCAGCACCAAAUUCACCCUGCGUGGCCUUCAACCAAGCAGCAAAUACAAGGUGUUGGUCCGUGCGAAACCUGACGGUAUUUCCUAUGAUGGUUACUGGAGUGCUUGGUCAGAUGCCGAGUUUGGGACUACAGCCCCAAGUGAUCCUCUGAUUGUGGUACUGGUUCUCAUCAUUUCUAUGAUCCUCAUCUUGCUGUCUGUCAUUAUCCUUCUGUCCCACCACAAAUUCCUGCUCAAAAAAAUGUGGCCUGACAUUCCUUCACCUGAGCAUAAAUUCCCAGGCCUCUUCACAGUCUACAAUGGAGACUUCCAGGAGUGGCUUGGACACAGUAGUGGCAGCAGAUGGCCAGUUCAUGUGUACACUGAAGAGCUUCCUUCCUCCCUGGAAGUGCUAUCUGAAGUUAGUCUAACACCACCACUGACAAGUCACACAUCUCAUCCAAGGUCUGACACUAUCACUAGAUCAGCUGGCUUCCUGAGAGAAGAACCACAAGCCAUAGAAGAAGCAGGCAACCAGUUAAAGACACAGGAUGUGGACGCUGGUUUGAUUGGAAGAUGGCAAGAACCUCCACACAGCCACUGGUUGAUGGAGCAGCUGAGAAAUUUCCAUGAACAUCCAGAGCUCCUCUCUCAUUCAUCACUACUUGAGUCACAAGACACAUAUGUCACCCUCAACCAGAACUCACCACAUGUCCAGGGAGAUGUGCAAAGGGAUGAUAGCUUUGAGGAGUCAUUACCUCUGCAGGUCCUCUUUGCUAGCAAAGAGUCCUCCUUGAUGGCUGCCUCAGACUCUGAUAUCGGCUCCCUCCCACAAAGUUCUGGGUCAGGAAGGCUUUCAUCACAGUCAAGUCUUGAAUAUCCAAACCACACAUGGCCUACCAAAGGGCCAGGAUAUACUUACAUGGCUGUGGCAGACUCAGGGGUCUCCAUGGACUACAGUCCAGUGAGCUUCAGCAGAAUAACAGACAUGAGUAACGGCACCAUCUAUGCUAAUGCGUACAAAAAUGAUAUUCCUGGGCGCAAGCGACAACUUACUAGUCAACCCAUCAACUUCGGAUAUUGAUCAUUUCCUAAAGAGAAAAACUAUAACAACAUUUCAAAAUCAAUGUUGAAAUAUGCCUGAGAACGUUCUUUAGGAAGUCAUAGAAAAGGUGUGCUCAUGGAGAUUGUAAGGAGUUCAAACCAGGGUCUCUUACUUCUGAAACUUUGACAUUGACAAUGCAACAGUCAUGGAAUAUAAGAAUCACCUGGAGAAAGACAGCCAAAUCUGGAUUAAUAAUAAAUAAGUUAACUUCCUGUUCGGUACAUUUCUUUUCUGGCAGCUGUUAAAGUGUAAAUGUUUGUACAGAACACUAAAUGCUACCUACAGCAUUUAAAUGAUCACCUCUUGUCAAUGUAAAUAGUGUUUAGUUUUCAACUCGUUUAUUUUGUUUUGGAGUUUGUAGGAAUGUAUUUUGUGCUUGUUGGUUAUCCAUAGUAUUAGAAGGGUUUAGCUGUUGUAAAAUAUGUAGAAAAUAUUCCAACUGGCAUUGUCAUCAUAUUUUCAGUUAUGUCAGCAAAUACCAAAAGCGAAGGGUGUUAAACUGUGUAUCUGACUUUCUCCUGAGUCAGUUCAAACAUUUGACGCCAGGUUUUGCAUCUAAAUAGGAUGUCUAAUGUGGGGAUUAUUCACAUACAAAAAUUAUAAAUAAAAGAAAAAAAAGUUUAGAAAAACCAAAUACAAAAUAAACAAAAAGAUAUAUUGUAACUCUGGAAAGUACCAGUCACUUUUUAAAGCCUGUAAAUUUCUUCUAACUAUAGAAACACAAAAUAAAUUUGGGGGGGUAUAUAUAUAGUGAAGUGGCAAAUAACUGAGAAAGAAACCGGACACUAUUUUUAAAUCAUUCAGUUUUUUGGGGGCUUUUUUUGCUAAAGAAUUGCAGAAGAAACUGUCACUUUCACCCAUUAGAGCACAAAAAACAUCCCAAAUCUAUCGUCAAUGCAAUGUAGGUAAUCAAAUUCAUAUAGUUCAUAAAGUAAACAAUAUUGUAAAGUCUCAAAAAAAAAAGUUUUAAUGCUUAACAUCUCAAUAUAAUUCUACAGAUUAAUUACAACCUACUGUAAAUACUACUGUAGCAACCACUGAUCUGACAUGUUUCCCAAUAAACAUUGUACGAUUAAGAAUCAUCAUUUACUACUAAAUCCCUCUCGGGUUUGGGGUUUUGUUGAACAAAUGUUUAAACAUUACAGCAAUGUUGUACUUAAAUUAUUCUUUUUUAUAAUGUUUUACAAUUUCAAUACAUUGAUGUGUAACAGCAUUUAUUACAUGGUAAAUGUGUUUAUAUAAGCUAUUCCAAAUAGAAGCUCUUUGCUAAAAUGUCUUUUUUUUUAAACUGUAACCACUUGUAUAUUUUCAUAUAAAAUAAAGAUUCAAAUGUCCGUAAA
This is a messenger RNA of Silurus meridionalis, 3138 nucleotides long. RefSeq names its product erythropoietin receptor (gene epor). Gene Ontology annotation, biological process: cytokine-mediated signaling pathway; hemopoiesis; positive regulation of cell population proliferation. The record is from RefSeq and is a predicted model, not a curated record. The transcript is spliced from 8 exons. Lineage: Eukaryota; Metazoa; Chordata; Actinopteri; Siluriformes; Siluridae. Gene Ontology annotation, cellular component: membrane; external side of plasma membrane. Bases 152 to 1777 code for a protein of 541 amino acids. Gene Ontology annotation, molecular function: cytokine receptor activity; protein binding.